Anopheles stephensi (Asian malaria mosquito) is the source of this 1243-nucleotide messenger RNA. Its product is annotated as zinc finger protein 90-like. The transcript has a single exon. Gene Ontology annotation, molecular function: zinc ion binding. Gene Ontology annotation, cellular component: nucleus. The record is from RefSeq and is a predicted model, not a curated record. NCBI's taxonomy places the organism in Eukaryota, Metazoa, Arthropoda, Insecta, Diptera, Culicidae. The coding region runs from base 75 to 1208 and encodes 377 amino acids.
AAAACGUAUUGUUUGUAAUCAAACCAGUUUGCGUCCAGCCAUAACAAACGAAUGCGCGUUCUUCCUGAACCAGCAUGGAUUUGUCCGAAAUUUGUCGCGUUUGUGUAGAGGAAGUGAACAGUUUUUGGUGUUUGUUUGAAACGAACGUCACAUUACCACCGGACUUAACUCCAGCAUUGAUCAUUUCCGCCUGCGCUGGUACAGAGAUCGAUCGGAAGGAUGGAUUACCAGAAUCGGUGUGCUAUAGCUGCCUUCAGGCGAUGGUGGCGGCCUACCGCAUACGGGAGAAAUGUAUUUCCUCCGAUAGAAAACUGCGGAAAAUAUUGCUUCACAAUAAACCUUCGAUUGUGGAGCGAACAGCGAGCGAGGAAAUCAAAACCGAGCCUAAUUUGUGUGAAAUAGAGAUAAUACAGCAAACUGAAGCGAUACAUGAAACGGAGGCUGCCUACGGCUCGGAUAAUGAGGAGGAUGAUUACAGCGAUAAUACUGGCACCGAGUCGGAUUAUGUUGAUGGAUCAGUGGCUCUGCAGCAAGAAUUAUUACAACCAGAGUACUGCGAAGAGGAAUAUUUGAUGAACGACAGCCUAGAGCAGCCCGAUGGUUAUGCUGAAGAUGGUCAACAGAGCUUAGUCGCGUAUAAUACGACCGAUGCGGAAGUACCCCUGGAAGGCGAUGUUUCCGAAGAAAUCUCUACCGUGGUAUCUACGCAAAAUUUCCAAAGCACGAACCGACCCAAAGCCGACGACAGUAGCAAAAGGUUCACCUGUGAUAUCUGCGAAAAGCGCUUCACGACCAAGGGAAACCUGAAAGCUCACGUGCACCUGCACAACAACUACAAACCGUACCGGUGUGAGGUCUGUGGAGAUGAGUUUUCCCGAAAGCAUAACUACAACGUUCACAAGAUGCGCCACUCGGGCAAACGCACCCACCAGUGUUCGGUGUGUGAGAAGUCGUUCGUUUGCGCCGUUAAUCUGAAAAAUCACAUGGUUACGCAUUCGAAUGUAAAGCCCUUCAAGUGUGGCCAGUGCGGGAAGGAAUUUGGUUACCGCACGGAUCUAGUGCGGCACGAAAUAAGACAUACUGGCGUGUAUCCGUUUGCUUGCGGCAAUUGUCAACACAAAUUUAGCAGGAAGACAAGUCUCAAUCGGCAUCUGUUACGAUGCACGGGGCCGAAAAAGGAGCGAAAGAAGAAACGGCCAUUGAGCUGAGCAGAAAAUAAAUGUUUUGCUUUAAGGUUUGCACG